AAUUUUAGAAUUAGAAACUCUUUGCUUAGCUUAGCUUAGUUUAGCUUCACAGUCUCUCUCUCUCUCUUACUCUCACUCUCUCACUUACUCACUCUCUCUUUCUCACACAGUCGCUUUCGUCGCUUCGAUCUUAGGGUUAGGGUUAGGGUUUUCGAGCUCAGGAGUUUCGGCAUUAUCAUGUGACACGGUGAGCUAGGGUAUUUGGAAGAUCCGCCGUGAGAUCGAGGAGGAUUCGGAGAGUAUGGGGAAUUGUUGUAGAUCUCCGGCGGCGGUGGCGAGAGAGGAUGUGAAAUCGAACUUUUCCGGCCACGAUCACGGCCGGAGAGACUCGAACGCCGGAAAGAAGGCUCCGAUCACGGUUUUGGCCGGUUUGCCUAAGGAGAACAUCGAUGAGAGGUACCUGCUGGACCGGGAGCUCGGUCGCGGCGAGUUCGGCGUGACGUACCUCUGCAUAGACCGGGACACGAGGGAGUCAUUGGCUUGCAAGAGCAUUUCGAAGCGGAAGCUCAGGACUGCGGUGGAUAUCGAAGAUGUGAGGCGCGAGGUGGCGAUAAUGAAGCACUUGCCUAGGAAUUCGAGCAUUGUGAGCUUCAAGGAGGCGUGCGAGGACGACAAUGCGGUGCAUUUGGUGAUGGAGUUGUGCGAGGGAGGCGAGCUUUUCGAUCGGAUUGUGGCGCGGGGCCACUAUACAGAGCGCGCCGCCGCCGCGGUCACGAGGACUAUUGUGGAGGUUGUGCAGCUCUGCCAUAAGCAUGGAGUGAUUCAUAGGGACUUGAAGCCUGAGAAUUUCUUGUUCGCCAAUAAGAAGGAGAAUUCGCCUUUGAAAGCAAUUGAUUUCGGGCUUUCGAUAUUCUUCAAGCCAGGUGAGAGGUUCUCAGAAAUUGUUGGAAGUCCAUAUUACAUGGCUCCAGAGGUGCUCAAGCGGAAUUAUGGGCCAGAGAUAGAUAUAUGGAGUGCAGGGGUUAUUCUCUAUAUUUUGCUAUGUGGGGUUCCCCCAUUCUGGGCUGAGUCUGAACAAGGUGUUGCACAGGCUAUUCUUCGUGGGCUAAUAGAUUUCAAACGGGAUCCAUGGCCUAAUAUCUCAGAUAGUGCAAAGAGUCUAGUCAAGCAAAUGUUGGAGCCAGACCCCAAGCUUCGGCUCACUGCGAAGCAAGUACUCGAGCAUUCCUGGCUCCAAAAUGCUAAAAAGGCUCCUAAUGUUCCUCUUGGAGAUGUUGUCAAGUCGAGGCUUAAGCAGUUUUCAAUGAUGAACCGAUUUAAGAGAAAAGCCCUGAGGGUUAUUGCUGAUUUCUUAUCCAUUGAAGAAGUUGAAGACAUCAAAGAGAUGUUUAAGAAGAUGGACACUGAUAAUGAUGGUAUUGUUUCAAUUGAAGAAUUGAAAGUCGGACUUAGAAAUGUCGGAUCCCAGCUUGCAGAGCCUGAAGUCCAGAUGCUUAUUGAAGCUGUAGAUACUAAUGGGAAAGGUACACUUGACUGCGGAGAAUUUGUUGCUAUUUCCCUCCAUCUACAAAAGAUGGCUAACGAUGAACAUCUUCACAACGCCUUCUCCUACUUUGACAAGGACGGGAAUGGAUACAUUGAACCAGACGAGCUUCGGGAUGCAUUGAUGGAAGAUGGAGCGGAUGAUUGUACAGAUGUAGCAAAUGACAUCUUCCAAGAAGUGGAUACAGACAAGGAUGGGCGUAUCAGCUAUGAUGAAUUUGUGGCUAUGAUGAAGACCGGAACAGAUUGGAGAAAGGCUUCUCGACAUUAUUCUAGAGGAAGAUUUAACAGUCUAAGCAUGAAGCUGAUGAAGGAUGGUUCUUUAAACUUGGGGUCUUUAAACUUGGGGAGUGAGUAGUAUAUAUAUAUUUGAGGUUGGUGUUCUGCUUAUUCACACA
Quercus lobata is the source of this 1880-nucleotide messenger RNA. It is a transcript of the gene CPK13, whose product is annotated as calcium-dependent protein kinase 13. The record is from RefSeq and is a predicted model, not a curated record. The transcript has 7 exons. Gene Ontology annotation, biological process: protein phosphorylation. Gene Ontology annotation, molecular function: ATP binding; calcium ion binding; protein kinase activity. Bases 242 to 1840 code for a protein of 532 amino acids. Lineage: Eukaryota; Viridiplantae; Streptophyta; Magnoliopsida; Fagales; Fagaceae.